AUGCGCGAAGAGACGCCAUCAGCCCCGGGCACUCCCGAGGCCCAAGAUAGCGCGAGUUGUGUCUCUGACGUGAGCUCUGAGCGAAUACAUAGACUUGAGGGACUCCUCGCAGAAAUGGCGCAGCAGCAAGCCCAGUUCAUGAAAAACUAG
Messenger RNA from Peronospora matthiolae, 150 nucleotides. NCBI's taxonomy places the organism in Eukaryota, Oomycota, Peronosporomycetes, Peronosporales, Peronosporaceae. The record is from the annotation of a GenBank genome assembly.